GAACUGCGCGUGUUUUAUUUUACGAAGAUGACGGCUUUAGACGGUCCUAGGGCAAUGAUGUAAUGCAAUGGAGUCAAAAGUUACCUAGACUUUUCUCCAAGAUAUUCAGAAUGGUUUUCGGUUUUCAUGCUGCUUAGGAAAUGUCUUCUGUGAAAGUGGCUGUUCGAGUUCGGCCGUUUGCGAGCCGAGAAAACAAUCGAAGCUGCAAAUGUAUAAUUGGGAUGCACGGACCUACCACAAGUGAGUUGUUGUCUGCACUUGUAAUGAUAUGUUAAUUUGACUGAAAGCUUAUGAGCCACUCGAUAUUUUGAUUAGCGAUUGAACAGCUGAAGGGAAAUGUUUCAGUUGUAAUUUCAUUUUUUCCUAAUUUAUUUUUAUGGGAAUGUGAUUUCCCAAUUUUCAAAAUACCAGUGGGUAAAUAUGAAAUUUAGUUGACACGAUGGACGUGUUGACUGCUAAAUUUCUUAUUAUUUUUGCGUUCACCUACGUUCAGCUAGUGCACUGUCUGAAGUCCAUGAGUGUAAUUUCUAGAUUUCCAGAACAAAAGAUUUUUUAUUCACGUCUGGUAUCGUAUAGUCACGAAAAGCCUUUAGCGGGAUAUUUUUAAUCCAAAUCCCUGAAAGAUUUCUUUUGACGAAAUUCUAGAAAUAAAUUAACAAAAAAAGUGAAAUAUGCUAAUUUUUUGGUUUUGAUAACUGAGCAUCAGUUGAUUUUUCAUCCCGCAUCAAAGAAGUUGAAAGUUUCCAUAGGUAGAUUAAAGGAAAUUUUAUUCUUUUUUUUUGUUUACAUUCUGAUAUUAACAAGGAUACAAUAUGAUAUUGGAAGAUAUGAAAUUUCAAAACUCAGCGUUCAAUAUAAAAUUUCCUACACUUCAUUCUCUUGAGAUGGGGAUCAGUUAAUAAUGUAUGAUUUAGAAUGUGGUUUGAUUCAAGUAAGAUGAUAUUAUAAUGAUUUGCUGAGAUUUGCAUAUAUAUUCAUACUUACUCAAACACAGCUGUGGGCAUACAGAUAUUUUUAAAGAAUCGUUAUCUUGAGGAAUGAAUGGUUCAGCUACCCUAAGAAUUGAAAUAAAAAUUAUUUGCCCUGUCAUAGGGUUUAUUUCAUUGAAAUUACUUUCAAGUUGCUAUUUUAGAUUGUUUUUAAGUAGCUUCAAACCACAACAUUAACUGAAUGUGUGUCAGAUUUACAAGUUCUGACUUAGUCUUGUUUAUGUCUUGUAUUGCUGUAUCAGAUUACUUUAUAAGCCUUUGACUGAUGUAGUGAUCAAUACUAUUUUAAAAUGCAUGGUUUGAAAUUAAUUAGCCAUACAAAUUAACCCCCCCAAUUUAUUUUUUUUUCAAUAGAAGACAAAGGGCAUUGUUUUAAAAACGAUUGAGCUUCAUUUUAACUUAGGGUUAGAAUAAGUUUCUCAUUAGCUUUUUUAUCCCUGUAGAGAGUGUUCACUUUUAUGUUUUACCAAGUGCAGAUUUGCUGGCAUUAAGAUAAAACUGUUAUGAAUUGUAGAUGCAUAUUAUGAAUUAAGUGUAGAGUAUAUGUUUCCUUAGAAGAGAGAUCAAAACCUUGCAAAUAAAAUUUUUAAUCCUGGAAUAGGAUUAACUCCUGUUCCUUUUGAACAUGCAAUCUUGCCCAGGAGUCAUGAGGUUCAGAAAUUAAAUUCUAGAAGUUUUAGAGUAAAAUCUUUGAUUAUUUGGUCACAAAAAUGGAUAUAGAAGGACACACCACCUGGGGCACAAGAUUGGGGUUGAAUGUCAUAUUGAGAGUAUUUGAGUCUUGUGCUUGACGAAAAGAGAUGCUAACCUUUGGAAGACUGAAAUCUCUAGAUUUUUCCUUUCAAAUCAUGUCCUUAACCCUCUUUAAAUUUUAGGCAAUGGUUUGAUAUAUGAUACAAGUGGACAUUUUGCUGAUUACUGGUAUUUUUCCUCACCACCUGGGGGCCAGAAAAAAUACUAUGCACCUUGUAUAAUAUCUGGGUAUAUUUUAGAAGUGUUUAACUGUCAAAUAGGGUGAAGCUAUUUCUUGUGCCAAAUUCUGUUGUCUUAGUCUUUGCCUUCACAACUCUGUUUUUUUUUUCAGCUAUCCUAAAUCCUAGAAACUUGAGUGAAAAGCCCAAGAGUUUUAACUUUGAUUACUCAUACUGGUCUCAUGAUGAAGUAAGGUUUGAUAAUAAUCUAUCUGGUACAUAAAUCUCCUCAUGUGGGUUUGCACCCUGGGCUGUACAUUUAAUCUUACAACUGUUUGAACUGUUCCUGUCGCUGAAUUCACGGUAGAAGUUGGGAUACAAACAACUCUUACUUCAUGUGCAGUGUUGAGUAGUGAAAAUCACUUACAAUUAAUUCAUCUAAUGGCUUUUUACAAGAUAUAUUAAAGUUCACAUGGCAACCAGGUGGACAAUCAGAUAUGGUUUGAUGCUACUCUGGUUUACAGAUUUAAUGAAUGUAACCAAAGAAGUUACAAAACUUUGGGUCUAUGAAUUGUAACUUCUUCAGUUACAUUAAUUAAAUCUGUAAACCAGAGUAGCAUCAAACCAUGUCUGGCUUUUUACAAACUCAGCAAGAUGACUUAUGAACCCAUUUUAAUUAAAAAGUACUAAAUAAAACUUCUGAUGAGAUAAUUGUCUCAGAGUUAAGGUGACAAGUUUCUAUUAAAAGAGAUUGUGGUGCUGCAUCAUGGGGGGAGUAUGAAAAGAUGAUUUGGUUUUCAUCAACUGAAUGUAAACUGGCCACCCUAAAGAGUUUCUAAGCUGGCGUUUUGAGCUUUAGCCUUUUGUCAGAGCAAAUGACAAAGGGCUAAUGCCAGAAACAUCAGCCUAGAAACUCUUAAGGGUAGCCAGUACAUUAUCAACUCAGUUGAUGAAAACCAAAUUAUCUUGUCUCAGAGUUAAUUGAUUAACUCUUAGUUCUUGUUAGUUAAGAAUAUAUGAAAGUCAUAUAUUUGAACUGCGGAUAAAGACGUGAAUGAAAGUGAUCCUCACAGUAAUGUGCACUACUUAGGCAGUAGUGAAAAUAAGGCCUGAAAAAAAUUCAGGCCUGUAUGGGAUUUGAACCCAUGACCUUUGCGAUACUGGUGCAGCGCUCUACCAACUGAGCUAACAAGCCAACUGGGAGCUGAUUUUUUUCAGGCCUUAUUUUCACUACUGCCUAAGUAGUGCACAUUACUGUGAGGAUCACUUUCAUUCACGUCUUAGUACUUGUCGUAACAUUUUUCAUUAAUUUUAUUUCUUAAUUUGGUUCUUGCAGAAUGAUGCCCACUUUGCAUCCCAAAAGCAAGUGUAUGCGGACAUUGGUAAAGAGAUGUUGGCACAUGCAUUUGAGGGGUAAAUAUACAUGCUAGGGAAAGUGCAGGAGUCAAGAUUUUCAUUAUUUAAUUAUCUAGAAAUGUCAAUACCAAAUGAACUUGGUAAUUGAUCACUAACCUGUGAUUGGAAAAAAGAGUAGAUGCUAGCUUUUGACUCUUUUACUCCCAUGAGUGACCAAGAAAGAAUUUCUCUUUACAACAACAGUAGAAUAUCAAGCAGACAAGUGAUGAAUUAAUACAUGUGGUUGAUCUAAUACUUGAUUCUCCAAACUAACAUCAUAAGAAUUGUAUGACAUACAGUAAGGGGAAUUACUAAAUAAAUGGGAUCCUGGGAGUGAAGGGAUUUAAUACCUUUUAUUCUGUUUAAACAGUUGUUGCUCAUAGGGAAUCCUGUGUUGACACAUUUGAAAUUUAAUUUAUACAAGGUUGAAAUGUUGUUUACCUGGGUUGAUUUCUUAUUUCCUAUCUUUCUUGACUUAAAUAAUUGAUAAUUAGGGUGAGCCAUGAGAGAAAGGAAAUAACUGGUAUUAAACUGUAACUACAACUUUCUCUGCUCUAUCAGUCAUGAAUUCCAUUGUUAAUUUUCAAGUUUGAUGGACAUCUCAUGAAAAUUCUUAAUAAGCACAAUGGUGAAGCCUAGAUAUGAAUAAAAAUGUAAAUUGCUAUUUUCCCUUCAGAUACAACAUCUGCAUAUUUGCAUAUGGCCAGACAGGCUCUGGAAAGUCUUAUACAAUGAUGGGCAAACAAGAGGCUGACCAGAAAGGAAUCAUACCACAAGUGAGAUAUAAUGGAGCUACAUGGAAGAAGCAGUUAUCUAAAUUGAUGGAUAAUUGAAAUAGUUGUGUUGCUGUUCAAUUAAAUUUUGGAACAAAUUAAACUGAUUUUCUUUUUUUUUUAUUUUUUGAAAAUGUUAUGAAUUUCAGGAGGAGCUAACUUUUAGCAGACAAGACUUUGUUAAUGACACAUUGUUUUUAACCCUAAUUACCAGUGAAGAUGAAAUUUAACUGUAUUUGUUUUGAAAAUUCUACCUUUCAGCUGCUAAAUAUUCCUUAUAGGUUAAUAUAGUUUACCUAGAUUAAUCCUUUCAAAAUCAAAAGGGAUCAAGAUGUGAUUUCUCUUUCUAGUGGCGAUAUAAUAUUUCACAGAAAGAUGAUGAGAAUAAAGAAAAAUAUGAUCAAGGGAGUACUUUUUGAUUCAACACAAAAUUCUUAGAACUUUUGUUAUAAUUAAGAAAUGUAUAGCAUAGAGAAUAAAAUUAUUGUAUAGCAUUGGGAAUAAAAUUGUUUAUGAGGAGCAUUUGGUCUUACAUCAAUGUGAAGGUGACAUUCAUUUGUUAAUAAGUCUGUCUGUUGUGAUCACUUGUUUGUUGGGUGAAGAAUGUAUGAAAGUGAAGAAUUUAUAUAAAACCAAUGUUCUAAAUUCCAAUUUGACCAAUUCAAUAGUGGGCAAGAAUAGUCACUUCAUGGAAUGUCCACUAUUAAAUCCCAUUUAUUUAUUUAUCUAUUAUUGUAUUAUUAAAAUUGUGGAGAGAAAAUAGUGGUUACCUUUUAAAAACUUCUGGAGUUUAAAGUUUCAUUCUGAUAAAGUUACCUUGCCCCUUAUAUACUCCUUUAUUUUUAUUUAGCUUUGUGAAGAGUUGUUCCAAAAGAUUGACAGUGAGAGCAGCGAUGAGUUGAUGUUAUCUGCUGAGGUAUGAAACUCUGAUCUUAAAGCAUAAAGGGAAAGACACAAGACUCAAUGCAAACCUUUCAUCAACCUUACUUGCAUGUACAGAGACCACUUGCAAGGUCCUCCAACCUCUUUUUCAAAACAUCUAUUUAGACAUGAACAAUUUUUUGUUUUAAACUUUACUAUUUCAGUCAAGGGGCCUUUGCAGUCUAUCUUUUAGUUAUACUUAAGUUGCCUAAUAAUGCAGUCUGAGUUAUCGACAACUUGUAAAAUUCUUUUGUACAGUGCAUGUUUUAAUCUUUCAUCAGGUCAGCUAUCUUGAGAUCUAUUGUGAAAGAGUGAGAGAUUUGCUGAGUCCAAAAGCUAAGAACAACUUAAGAGUGAGGUGAGGCUGACAAGGUCUCUAAGUUGUCCAAAAUCUGACAUUUGUUUUGUACAAGAAACUUAAUAAUGAAAAAUCUGUCAAGGACAAAACAUGUAAUGUUUGAACUUUUUGCAGAUGACCCUUUAGCCAACACUUGUCAUGAAAACUCUACUCUUGAAACUUUUUUUGAUUCCUGCAUUACCAAAAUAUUGUUUGUCAAGGAAAGCAUGCAAUAAGUUUAAAUGCCAUGUUUUAAAUUGUAAUUCAACUCAAACCAGCCCUCAGCCAUAAUUUCAAUCUACAUUUAAUGUUGGUUAUUCCCUUGCUGGGUCACUUGAGGACCUGUGAGAGAGUCAGAGCUUCUUGCCACUUAUUAAGCUCUUUUUACAUUUAAUUGUUAUAAAAAUUAAUUGGAAUGAUCAUUUCUUUAGGGAACAUCCAAUGUUGGGACCAUAUGUAGAAGACUUGACUAAACUUGCUGUCACUUCAUUUGAGGAUAUAAAUGACCUUAUUGAUGAAGGCAACAAAGCUAGGUAAGUAAAAUUUGGUUUCUCUUGAAUUUUUUUGAGAAGGUCAUGGUAUAAAACAGUUAUUCAUUAUACUAUAGUCAACAAAAAAAUUUCAAGUCAAAGAUGUGGUGUAUUUUUGAUUGAAGAUCUUUGUCUGUGUUGUGUAUUCAGCUUGAUAUUAUUGGUAGCAUUAAGGAGUCUUCCAAAGAGUUGUUGUGAUUUGUGAGGUAAUUUGAAGGUACAUGACUGUACAUCUACAACAUUUGUGUAGUGUAAAUUUGAUGGCACUCUUCAAUGUUUACAGGACAGUUGCUGCAACAAACAUGAACGAAACCAGCAGUAGAUCCCAUGCAAUCUUUAGCAUUGUGUUUACACAGAGGAGGCAUGACUCCUUAACAGACCUAUCAACAGCUAAGGUUUGUAAUGCUACCAUGGUCACUAAAUACCAAAUUAUUAAAAGUCAUUAUGCAAUUAUCUUACUUGUGUGAACUCUUUCCUUUUUGACCUCAGUCUAUUUCUUGCUGUGUUUCAGCUUAAAUAUAUUGUUUCUUAAUUGAAGGUCAGCAAACUGAGUUUGGUAGAUCUUGCUGGGAGUGAGAGAGCAGAUGCAACAGGGGCCAAAGGGGAGAGACUUAAGGUGUGUGAAUGUGUGCUGGUAGUACUACAUUUAUAAUCAUGGUAAUAGGACCAAGUGGAGUCCAGUUUGGCCUGUAAUCAUAAGUGACAGAGUGAUUUACAAAAUUAGACAACUGCAAAGUGGGAGUUUGAUUUGUCUAUCACAAGUACGAUUGCAGACAGAAUUGGCUGUUACCAAUUAAUCAUAAUUGUUACAAUUUCUGAAAAAAACUAAUAAAUUUAGGACAGACAUCUUCUGUCAUUUUGGAAAUUUCCCUUUUUUUCUGGAUUAGUUGUUGCUAUCAUGGUUAUUGUGAUUAAUUCUGCGAAUGGUGGAUUUAGCUGAUUUGUGAUUGGCUGCUUCAACUGUCCAAUUACAGGUGUCCAAUUGCAGCCAACUGUCAGAUUACACUGUCCAAUUAUAACUGUACAGGAUGAUUAGUGGAAAAUUAAGCAGCAAAUGUACCAAUCACAUUGAGGAAAUUGUAAUGGUUAUGAAUAAUCAAUUAAUACCAUCUUGGACACAAGUAUUGUCAGUGAUAAGGCAAAAAAUGAUUUUUGUUUCUCUAAAGAAAAACUUGUUCACAAAAACACCCUGGCUCAUAAAGUUCAAAAGAAUGUUUUAGUUGUCUGUGUGACUUUCAAUUAACUCCUACUAGCCAAGAUUUCUUCUCUUACACAUAUUCUUACUGGCGAUUAUCUGUUCCAUUUACAAAGUAAUACUCCUGGUGCAUUUUAAAAAAAAUAUCAGGGGGUAGGCAACAAUAAUCAUUACGACUUCCAUUAUUGUAAAGUGUGUUUUACCCAGGACUAUCUUCAAAUUGAAUUCGUGUCUGUUUGAAUAUUUCAGGAAGGUGCAAACAUCAACAAAUCAUUGACAACUCUUGGAAAGGUGAUAUCUGCUCUUGCAGAACAGGUGAGUAAUUGACAGUGGUGUUCAAUCUUUGAAAGGGGAAUAAAUUUAAAGUUAUCACACUUUUUUUUUGGAAAGAUUUCAAUUUGUAAAUCAAAUGAAGGGCCAGUCCAUAGUAACCUCCUUGUCACCACCCUUUUUGCUUUGCAGUCAUCUCAGAAGAAGAAAAGAAAAUCAGAUUUUAUUCCAUUCAGAGAUUCGGUUCUGACAUGGCUCCUGAGAGAAAAUCUAGGUACAGUCUGAAUUAUUUUCUAAUUGUGUUGAAUGUGCAUUUAAAAUUAUUUUAUCAAGCAGUGAGACAUGGCAAAUAAAAGGGCAAAGUGUCUAAAGAAACUUGUAUUGCUGUGUCGGUGGGGGAAAUUGCAAAAACAAUUUGGUUAUCAGUUGUGUUGAUAAUGUAAAUUGGCCACCAUGAAGAGUUUCUAGAGCUCAUGACUCACUCAUUAGCCCUUUGUCAGAGUGAAGGAGACAUGGUGGACAAGUUUACUACACAUUCUUUAUCAAAGACACUAGAAAGCUGAAAGAUAGAUAGAUGUGUUUUUACCACCUUGUAGGAUAAAGCAUUGAUAACAUUAGACUUAGUAUAAUUUUCUUGUUUAAUACUUUCACUCUCAAGAUCUCACCAGUAAUGAUUUUCUUUGUUGUCUUCCAAACAAUUUUAUGAAUUCAAGUUAGUACUAUAAAUUUAGUGUUGAAUCAAACAGCAUUCCAUAGCUGAUGUUUUUCUUUAUUCUCAUGAACCAUCAACUUGGUAAGUAAUUUAUAUUGUAAGGAGGAAGUAUUUCUUAGUAAAUUCUGGUGUAAGAGAUUUAUGGUGACUCUUUAGUACCUGCUACUACAAAUUGCAUAUAAUCCUGAGCCCACUAGUUUGUUUACCUUAAAGUUUAAAAAUAUGUAAACAUUGUGGUAGUAAAUCUUCCUUUUUUUUAAAACAGGUGGAAACUCAAAGACAGCUAUGAUUGCUGCAAUUAGCCCAGCAGACAUCAAUUUUGAGGAAACAUUGAGUACCCUGAGGUACUUAAACAUGUUUACUGCAUAGAUGUAGAAGCACUGAACAAAUGUGUCUGUUUUACAAAGUAUUUGUCUCGAGGUCUGAAAUAAACUUUAAUUUUUUGGGCUGGUGUCAGAUAGCAAUUGAACAUUUUGUUUCAACCUCAAGGUUAAAUGGCCAAGAAAAGAUUUAUUAGAACUCUAGGGAAAAACUCCCAAGAUCACAGUUGUAAUUCUCCUUACUGUCAUCCAUUCAUUUCUUAAAUGUUGGUUCUAAGAAUUUAGUGUUUGGUCAAAAAAGUUUUAAGUUGAAUUGCCCAUGCUUUAUUUUAAUAGUUCACUGUGGUGCUUUGUUUUUUUGGUAGGUAUGCUGAUCGUGCAAAACAAAUUUUAUGCAAAGCUAUAGUCAAUGAAGAUCCCAAUGCCAAGGUAACUGAGAAAAUUAGCCAUGCUUUUAGACUUUUUUUAAGGAAGUUUGAAAUUCCUGUGUUAAUGAUGCUUUUUAUUUAACAAGUAAUUGAAUUUUGUGCAUAUAUACAACUCAAAAUAUUGUCAUUGACAAAAUGCAACUUACAACUGAGGCAGAGCUUAGAUAGCAGUACUGUUUAAUAAUUCCUCUAAAGCCUGUAUCCCAAAGGCUUUCAAACUUUUUACUUUCUGUUGUGAAGUUGCACUACCAAAGGCACAAGAACAUUAUAUUGUGGAAAGUGUGGCAAUUUUCAGAGUCUUCUCAUGAUUUUAAAAAUUAUUUCAGAUGAAUAUUUCACAUGCAUGUGAAAUUUUCCUUGUGGAAGGCAUGUGAAAAGCCAUAUUAAAACAUGUAACAGUACAGCUUGGCAAUGCAUAGUUCUAGAAAAUACUUCACAAAUUUAGAUUUGUCUAGUUAUUAAUUGAACAGUCGAUCUUGUUAAAGUAGUAAUUUUUAUUAUUAUUAUCAUUAUUAAUUGUUUUGCACUGUGCACAUUGUUACAUUGGACUGGCCUACAAAUAAGCAAGCUAAUCUAAGAAAAAAUUAUUACUGACAUGCAGUCAAAUAGUACUUACUGGAACCUACUACUAUUACUACUGUAGUGUGACUAAAUCCUGUCAUGAAUAUCACAAAUAUGAGAAUUUGAUAGAAUGUGUUUUUACCCAAUAUAGAUAAUUCGUGAACUAAAGGAAGAAGUGUCCAAACUAAAGGAGCUUCUGGUCAAUGAAGGCUACAAUCCUGAUGAUUUGCAAUGUAAGCUUAGUAUUUCUUACUAGAGAUGUGUUUCUCAGAUUUGUUUAUCAGUUGAACAUGUAUAUUUUUUUCUUGCAUUUUUUUUUUUUAGUCUAGUACACAAUGCUCUUUGUGUGCUUUUUUAUGUAGAAAAUGAAAGGGAAGUAGUAAGAUGAAUCAUUGUUUCCUUUUCUUCUGUUUAAAUCUUUCUUUUUAUUAGGGAGUCAGAUUUUUUUUUUCAUUUUCCAUAGUAAUACCACCAUCAUUAUUAAUAAUAACUCAUGAUUAUAUUCAUAUUAUGUUGCUGUACUUUCUAUUUUUUUUAUUUUAAUAAUGUUCAUUUUCCAUUACAGUCUUUUUUAUUUCUAAUUUUUUUUUUUAAUAUUUGUGAAACUUUUUCUUAUGAUUUAUUUCCAAAUACACAGCUGUGUUAAGGCAAGGGUCUACACACUUACCAAGGAGAUACAGUCAAGAAUUCCAUGAUGGAACCCUAGAGAGACUCAAGGUUAGAUUCUUCCUCUACCAGUUGCUGGACACAUUGCUUAACCCUUUAAAUUCUAAGAUCUGAUUGAUCAUUUUCCCUAUCUUGCUGCUAAACAUUUCCUUGUAAAUCAGUAACAAAAAUAUGGUGUUAAACCAAAGUAAUGUCUUCUAUCUUGUAAGUUUGAAUUUUCUCAUUACAUGUUUGCUGGAUACUGAAUGGAUAUUUUUGGGAGAAAUUACAUGUUAAUCACUCCUGGAAGCUAAGGGGUUAACUCCUAUUGGUUACCAAAAUAGAAUUUCUCCUUACAAUAUCAAUAAGAUAUCAAGCACACAGGUGAUGAGAACAAAGAAAAAUAAUCAGUAAGGGGACUAAUAGUUGAUCCAAUACCAAAUUCUCCUAAACUAUAAGAAUUGUAUGGCAGACAGUAAGGAGAAUUAAUAAUGAGAUCUUGGGAGUGAAAAGUUUAAUUGAGACAAUAAAAAAGGGGCAACAGAAGAAACAAACCAUAUUAAUUUGCGCCCUCUAUGAUCAAGUUUGCAAAUAUUUUUUUUGCCAGUGUGAUAAUUUUCUUUUAUUACUUUGUGUUAAACUCGUCAGGCAUCUGAGAAACUGAUAGCUGAACUAAAUGAAACUUGGGAAGAGAAGCUUAGGAAAACAGAAGCCAUUAAGCAAGAGAGGUGAGUUUGAAAUUUUGAAAUGUAGAUAAGGGUAUUUGAAAUUUAGUUUUUUGUUUGACUCUUAGAAAUGUCAUGUUUGUAGGGGGGGGGGGGGGGGGUCAAAAUUGGUGGGUAAUGUUUUCUUCUAAGUGACUAAUAAGUUCUUUUGUUGGUAUCAGCUAAACAAUAGCUAUCCAUUGAAAAGUUGUUUUCAAUGGAUGUUAAAUAUUUAACUACCAAUGAUUGGAUUAUUAUAUGAAGAACUUAGGCUAAGUUUCUUUCUUGUUUUAGAUUCUUUUGCAUAUUCAUUGUAAAUUGCAGAUAAAGUAACUUUGUUUUCUCAAUCGGUCAACAGAGAGGCAAUGUUAGCAGAAAUGGGUGUGGCCAUCCACACUGAUGGUCAUACAGUUGGACUGUUUCAGCCAAGAAGGGUGAGUAAUUUAAUGACUGUAAUUGGUUGUACAUGGUCAGUAUACGUCGAAUAUUUAAAAGUAAUUUCUUAUCACUAUAAAAAUUUUUUUUUUAUUCAAAUUAUUUGCAUUUCUAAUGAAAUUGGCGCUGCGUCGGUAUCUCAGGUAAUUUUGUCAACAACCAUUUUUAAAGUCACCGUAAAGGGUAAAAAAGUUUCGUCAAUUAACGCUCGAAACGUCAGCUUUUUACCCUUAACGGUGGCGUUUCGUAACAAACUAAAUCAUUCAAUAGUGUUUUGUAACAAAGUAAAUCAAUACUUCUGUAAUGAAGUUAGUGCAAUAGUCCUGUUGCUGUUUUUUUUUCUUUUCAGAGACCUCAUUUAGUCAAUUUGAAUGAGGAUCCUUUGAUGUCCGAGUGCCUUCUGUACUACAUUAAGGACGGAAUUACAAGGUGAUUAAACCACAUAUUUGAGCAUACAAGUUAUAACCUCACUGAUGAUAAGUGAUGCCUGUAACUGUUUUUUUUUUUAUGUGAGUGGCAAUUUCGAUGAAAUAACAGCAGUAGCAUAUCAAACCUAAUGAUUACAAGCAGUUCAUGAUAUUAGAAGUAUAUGUACAAGUAUUGUACCUUAUAAGGUGUGUAUUGCAAGUAGCGCAAUUUUUUUUGCGACACUUAGUUGAUUCUUUCGAAUACAGAGAGGAUUACUUAAACAUUCAUGAACUUGUUAAGUCUCGAUCGGAAGCACACAUAAACUUGUAGCCUGUGUGCACGCGCUCAUUCUUGGCGCUUCGGCACGAUCGUUUCUUCACGCGCAGGAAAGUACGGGAGCCUUGAAAAACACCAACUAGAAACCUAACCCAAAACCCAAGAGGUCUGUAAGGGGUCUUGCACUUACCAUUAGUGCUAAUGAUAAGGCAAAUGAAUAGAGGGGGAAAGUUUCUAAAGAAACUGUGAUGCUGUGUCGGAGGGAGAGUAUACCAGGGUAAUUAAGUAUUAUCAACGUUAAUUGGCCAUCAUAAAAUGUUUGAAGGCUGAUGUUUCGAGCGUUAGCUCUUCGUCAGAGCAGACAAUUCCUCCAUUCACUCUGACGAAGGGCUAGGAAGGGCUUUUAAACUCUUUGCAGAGGCUAAUUUACGUUAUCAACACAGUUGAUAAUACUAACUUACCCCGCGAAUAAUAAGGACCUGCUCGAACGCAAUAAACUUGUUAAAACUGUUAUUUUACUGCCUUAGAGUUGGCCAAGCCAUGGCAAAGAGUCAUCAAGAUAUUCAGCUUAGCGGGGAGAAUAUUCUUGAUGAGCACUGCGUCUUAGAACACACCCAAGGUGAGUGGACUCUGAAGAUUUCAUGUUAUAAAGGUUGAUACUUCUUCAAGCACGCUGGCCAGGAAUGAUUCUCGCUUCAAUUCGUGAACGUUUUCGUUUUAUUAAGAUCUUCUCGUUGUACGAAAUUUGCGAGAUUUCGUCGCAAGUUGAAAAACUAUUGCUGUAAUUAAGUAAGUUGAAAUUCGAUUACCCUUGAGAUUAGAGGAGAGAGUUCAUACGUUUCGUAACAAACACCAUAGUAGCUUUUGGUGUUCUAAUGACGGUAGCAUUGUUGGCAACGUCAAGAGCAGUUAAGGAAAAAGGACGAUGAAGAUACUGCUAUGAUUAACAUUUGUGCUCUUGCCCUGUUUAUUGCAGGUGUGGUGAAGAUAAUUCCUUGCGAGAACAGCCGUACAUUCGUCAAUGGAAAACUGAUAACAGAAUCUACAGUGUUGAGAUCAGGUAAAUUUUGCAAUGAAGAAAUAAACUUCACUGUAUAAUUGUUUUCUUGUAAUUUUCGUUUGGACAGUAUUCACUUUGUGUUCCUCAUACUCAGUUGUUCUUUACAAUUGUAUUUUUCAGGGGCUCGUAUCAUUCUCGGAAAUAAUCAUGUAUUUAGAUUUAAUUUUCCCGAUCAAGGUAGGAUGUGAUGGGUAUUUUUUAACUUUCUAAGCUACAAUUAGUGUUCGUUAUAACCUAUAGGGCGACGCGGCGGCUCAGUAGUUAGUAUACUGGACUCCAGGUGGAGAAAGGUCUGGGUUCGAGACCUGGCCGGGGCAUUGUGUUGUGUUCUUGAGUAAAACCGUUUACUUUCACUCUUUAAGUAUUCACUCUUUAAACCCUGAGGGUGACCAGCAUCUAAUUUCUCCUCACAGUAAUAGGGCUGAAUCAUUCAUCAAGAUCAUGAGAAUAAAGGAAAUGAUCGCCAACUAAAGAAACUUUGAUUGUUAAACAAAUUCUCCUCGUCAACACUAAAGGAAAUGUAUAGAGAAGAGUAUGGAGAAUAUGGAUACUGAUGUUAGGGUGUAAAGGGUUAAUGGGUACUGGUAAAUUCCCAGGGAAGUCUGAUGGAAUGCUAAGGGGGGGGGGACCAUGCGAUGCCCUGGCAUCCCAACCAGGCGGGAUAAAAUGAUGUUAAAAUAGUUGGAGACGUUUAUUCUGAUGACCAAUCGAAAGGAAAUAAGUUUGAAUUUUUUGUUUAUGCCUUUGUCUCGGACUGAAAACAUUCGUACUUCGAGUGUUUUAUGAUUUCGUUGUUUUAUUGACUAGCUGUCUUGGCGUUGUUUGUAUGUUUUCCAAGAUUACUAAAUUGCUGGUUGUUUCCUCUCUUCACUGUCAUUUAGCCCGUGAGGAGCGAAUUCGUCAGUCUCGAGGGAAUCUUCUCGAGGACAUAAAUGGUAGGUUACAGCUUUUGGUAACAUUUAAGCGACUGCAAAUAGAGUGACUCAGAACUUAGACUCCUUCGUUUUCAAUGCUUGUCACGCAAAAUAUCAUUAGGGCGCCGGUAAAAACUUAUAAAGAAUAUAAGUAAAGACGCGAGAGACACUCUUGCGAUUUGUUGUUGUUUUGCACCCUGAUAGGUUGAGAGGAUGGUGUGUAAUUUUUUAGACCAAUCACAGAGAGAAAUAGAGCAAAACCAAUGAAAUCCAGGAUUACUCUAAACAAUCAAUGUAAAAUUUCUCUGGAGAGCAGCCACUGAAUUAUUGAAAGUCCGGCUAGAACUCUUCGCCGUUUUACAAGCUCCUUCACCUUGAUUCCCAGCGAAAACUGAAGACUUUAAGGAGAUGAACCCAUUAGUAGAUUACAUGUAUUUAAAAAUUAUCUCAAAAAUCUGCUCAAUUAAGUUAUUUUUCUACUAAUGAACAGGAAAAAGUGAGGGUAAGGUAGAGGAACCCGUGGACUGGUCAUUUGCAGUAUUGGAACUGCUAAGAGAACAGGGUUGGGAUGUUAAAGAGAUGAAUGAAAGGUAUAGCUUUUAUUUUAUUUUAGCUUUUGAAUAAUCGCUAUAUGUUACUUGGAACUCAGCGUUUUUUUUUCCUUAACAAGGGUGGUUGAGUUAGAGGAGCAAAUCAAGAGAGAAAAAGAUCAAGCGGAUUUACUUUUAGAGCAGCAGAGACUGGUAUGGCAAUCGAAUAAUUUAUGUUAAUCGUAAAUGCUGUGAUUGACUGAACCACUUAAGCGAUGUGCAUCUCCCUGAGUGACUGAUAAAUUCUAGGACUUAUUCACUGACUGUUUAUCUGUCCAUCCGUCUGUCUGGCCGGGCGUUUUGAACUGUUUAUAUGGUUGUGUAAGACACGUGUUUCGAAAACUCACGUUUCUGAAUAGUUUUUGUUUGUACAAGUCAUUGAUUUUCACUUGAUUUACCGGUGAGACACAAUUACUAAAUUACAGAUAUAUAUACAAUUUCUGACACGUCUAAUUAAGUUUUUUACGUUUUCUUGCUACUAUUACCUAAUAAAUGUAGUCGAUUAGAAAGACAAGUGAUUAAAUUCGGACACCACCGUCUAAAAUCGGACACUCGUGUCUAAAAUCGGACUUAAGUGUCUAACAUUGAACACUAGUGUCUGAAAUCGGCCACUAAUGUAUAAAAUCGGACGCUAGUGUCUGAAAUCGGACACUAGUGUCUAACAUCGGACGCUAGUGUGUAAGUCGGACUCUAGCGUCAAAAAUUGGACACUCGUGUGUCAAAAUCUGACACUAUUGUCCAAAGUCAGACAUUUAUAAAGGAUUGAAUGAAAGACUGCCUACACAGUCAACUAGCUGGUUCAUUAAUUGACGUAUGGACUACCUAUCGGGUUAAAAUAACCCGACAGGCCAACUAACUAAUUUGAAGGACUUACUGAGGUGUUGAAUUUGAUGAAUUGAGGGACGCACAAACACAACUUAAGCUAUUGACCAGAAUCAGCAAUAAUUUUUGGGUUAGACCAACAUUGAAACUUCCAACUAUAUCUUUGUACUUUUUUCUUCACCUAGACCUAUGAAACACGACUGCAGGAACUUCAGCGGCAGGUAAUCAAACUAACUCGUCCCUUUAAGUACAAUAAACAAUCAUGAUUUGACAAGUUUUUGUCCUUUGCUAUCUUUCAACAUCGAACAGACUGGUAAUCCAAUGUCUAAAAUGCUUUUGGUUCUAAACAGACUUGAAUUUUCUUUCUAAACUUAGGUAUUCAUAGUAUAGUAUGAGAAGGAAGGGUUGAUAAUUUAGGAAAAAGAAAUGGCAUAACUUCAUGCAGUGGUCAACUUAAAACAUUGAUUUUUAAGUUAAGAAUAAAUAAGGUCUGACUGGUCGUCGUCGGAAGUGAAGUAGCCAAUUUUUCCAGAGUCUCGAUCUUAAUUAAAACCAUAACCUUAUCACAUUUUGUCUAAAAUAGUAAACUACUAAAUUUGAUAAUACUAACGAUAAAUGUAGUAAAGAUAGAUUAAGCAUUGUUCCUAAGUAUGAUAAAUUACUUUAAGACAUUGUGGUGCCUGCCAGUCUCGUUCCUAGGCGAUCUCGUCCAAUCGCGAAAGAGCUCAUCUUCGUGAAAGUGGGACCUGAGAUCAUCAUUCAAGAGAACGAGAAGAGAUCGCCUGGUUACUAGGCUGCAGGAUACUUGUGCACUGCCCGGUGAAACAAAUAGAUAUCUUUGCUCUGUAUUUUCUUAUUCUCCUUCUCUCUUUCUCUCUUUCAUCUUUUAGAAGGUUUCUCUGCACGGUUCUUCACGUAAAAAGAAAAAACUCAUGUGGAUCUUUCCACAAUCAAAAACAGCACAAUUUCUCUUUUCUUCGAAGGAUACUCGCCGUGUUCGUCACGGACGGGCAUCAACUACUGAAGGCUUUGCCAAGGUACUUAAUGCUUCGGUUGGAGGAAAUCUGGUAAUAAAUCGACAAGAUCUCUUUUUUUUUUUUACAGACUGCCGGACACAAGCUGGACUUUAAAAGUCUUAACUCUGAGUUUAUUAUAUAUAUUACUGGACUCUACUGCUUGUUUCCAUCUUCCUUACACUUCAGUCAUUCUGUAGUUGUUAAUAGGUAAUUUUUUCUUCCACACAUCUCUGUGAGUGCCAGGUCCCAAGUUGCCCAAUCAGUACUUUGACUGCUUUCUAUGAUCGUUUUAAUGUUAUUACUCUUUCGUUUAAUUGUUCUGACAUAAACGCGAGAAAAGGCAGACGGGAGAGCAGCUAGAGCUAUGUUGUUUUUUCAUCUCGUCUGUCUUGCAGCACAAUCACGCCCCUCUCGUUGCUUUAAUCUAAACUUGCAAGCUUAAACUGAAAAGAUACCCUUAGGAACUCGAGUAAAUUUCGUUAAAAAAAAAACGUCGAAAACUGUGGCCAUGUUGCAGUUAUAAAAGCAGAUAGCUGUCGCGAACCAAGUUAAAUUUUAGCAGGUACAAAGCGUGAUGAGGUAAUUUUGUAGGAAUUUGUGUCGAUAUUGUAACAAGAAAGCAGAUAUUACCAAUCUUGGGGUUUAAAGAGUUAUGUUUUGUCACGGCACGUUUAGAAGGAAACAGCCGUUAUAACCUGUGUUUUCUCAAAACACUUAAUGUCCUCAUCUACAAUAAAAGACAUAUUUGAAUAUUGCCAAGUGUUGCGGACGUAACCACAAAAAAUUAGUAAAUUGAGUGAAUAACUGUAAAAAAGUCGAUGGUAAACGAGAUUGUAAACGUAACAUUUGUUUCCAGAGUUAUUUUUUACGUGUACACUGUAGUACCUGACUUCUCUCUGUUUAUUUGUUGCGUGAUGUAAACACAAAGUUAUGUUGGUAGAGAUCUCAAAGGCCAUCUACUUGGGUUGUUGUUGGCUCAGUAUCUCUGAGUAGUUUUGGAAUAACUCCAUAUUCACUCUGAGACUUGUGAAGGAUUUUCUAGUGUAUGGGAACAAACCGCUGGUGAAUUGAUAUGUUUUUUUCUUGCUUUAUAUAUUUCUGAGUUCUUGAGUAGGAGACUUCUUUAUAAAUUUCUUAAGAGAAACCUUUGAGAAUUUUUUGUCACACAGAUGGAUCAGUCGUCAGUACCAUCCAGUGAAUCAGUGGACAGUGACAUAGAUGUCGACAGUUUUGACAGUGAGAAUCGUUUUCUUAUACUUUCUCACUACCUUCCUUCAGUUUUUGUAACACAUGUUAACAUGUUAGGGUUGAGGCCUGUGCCCCUCCUAGGACGAGGAAGAUUGGCGAAAUUGAGUGAAACAAGGACAAGAACACGUUCGUGUUGAAAACUUGAGACCAAAAUGUCCCUAUAUCAAUUCUUAGAUUGUCACCUAGAUUGAAGAAGAAGAAGGAAAAAGUCCUGUGGGUGUCUGCGAGUUUCCUGCAGCAGAGUUAAAAUAUUUGCAAGUAGAUUUGGGCAAAAAAUUUUGUGAUGUGGCUCACAACACUUUUCUGUUGUCAACACUCGAACUGUUUUUAGAACCACAAAAAAUUUGCUGUUCAGCCUACAAGUGUUUACUAGAAUCCGACUAUAAAUAUUGUAUUUUUGUUUUUGUUUUUGUUUUUGUUCUUUUUUAGUUUUUCUUAGUCCACAAAUUUUUAGACUACAAGUGUUUGUUGUAAUUGAUUAUAAUAUUGUAAUGAUUUUAGGCGUAUACAGGGCCCCUCUGGACAAUAGCCUUGUAGCUGAAUGGGCCACCCUGUUUUAAAUAAAGUUCACUUACUAAAUGUGAGUAACAUUAGAAUCUGUUGCGAUGGCAACCUCUUAAGAGAGCUAACGUAACUAACAAGAAAUUUAAUUUCUUACAGGCGAGAGCCCGCUGACCGAACGCGAACUCAACUUAGCGGAAGUGGUGAUUGACAAGUGGAGAUGUUACGUAUGCACAUCACUCAGGGUUGGUUUGAAUAUGUAAUAGCUGCUUGCAAUCUUUAUUUACAUGUAAAUGGAAUAAGAGAAGAAAAUUAUACAAAGUUUAAGUUUAGGCCAGUUUCUCUGACUGAUAGAGAAUAACAAGUUAGCUUGCCUUUCCUUCUCUCUUGCAUAAAAUGCUUGAAAGAUUAAUAAUAAGAGGCCAUUCAUUACUGCUGUAUACCUUAAUUUGAGCUUUGUAAUCAUUGUUUGAAUUUCAGGAUGACUUGUUGAGUCAUGCAGUACUGUUGAAAGAAGCAAACGCCAUCAGCGUAGAGUUGAGGAAGAAGGUAAAACCUUGAAUCAUAAACCUGUGCAUCCUAAUAUCGGUAAACAUAUUCUCCAUACUGUUCUCCAUACAUUUCCUAAGGUUCUGACAAGGAGAAUUUGUUUAACAAUCAAGAGUUUCUUUAUUUGGUGAUCAUUUCGUUUGUUCUCCUGACCUUAAUGUGUAAUUCAAGGGUGAAAGGGUGAAAUAGCGACCUUAUUCUGAGUUUUUAUCAUUGGUUUAUCUUUUUCGCCAUAGCCCUUAGCAAACGACAGUAGGAUUUUUUUCUUUUUAUUUUGUAUUUUACGGCGAUGUUUAUUUUGAAAGGACUAAGAUUUCCAAUCACUGGAACAGGGUUUUCCUCGGUCGUUGCACUCUAUCUUAAAUAGGAAAAACGUUUUCAAAGCUGAUUUCAACUCCACAAGGUCCUCAGUGAAGACUUAAACUUUAUCUAUCAUUUCAGGUGGAAUUCCAAUUCACAUUAUUAACAGACACACUAUAUACUCCCCUUCCAUCGUUUCUUUUGAGUGAUGUCAAGCACAAGGAUAACCCCACCGUAUUGGCUGUGGAGGUCAAAGACAUGAAACAUGGCGCCUCACACUUCUGGUCGCUUGGAAAGCUACGGUGAGGACUAGGUCAAAACACAAUCAAAAUUUUUGUUUAACAAAUGCCACAAAUAACACAACUUAUACAGUUGUUUCUUGGACCAGUUCCUGGACACAAAUUCUCUGGGAAGUUGACUCUCUUUCUAACAGGAAUCAUGUUAGCCUUUCACGAAAAUCUGUUUUUUCGUCCUAGCGUUACAAGAGAAUUUAUACGUCUCUCUCUCUUAAAGAGGGGUUCCUUUUGGUAGAGUGUAUUUUGGUACUUUGAUAGACUCAAAUUUUCUUUCCUAUUCUGCAAAGUUUUGCAAGGGGCUUGUUAUAAUUCGUUGCCUCUGGUAAGAGGAAGGUUCUCAUCAAAUGUCACUUGAUUGUCUAUGUCAAACCUUGUUUUUGAUGAAAUGUAGAAUCUUCCUAUGUAAGAAAGUCUUUGUAGUUUCUAAACCUAAGUAGUAAUAGGUAUUACCUCUCAGCUGUUUUCAUUUCGACUCCUAGGGACCGACUGGAAGACAUGCGCUUUUUGUAUGACACCGCCGCAGAAACCAAUAGUAAAAUCUCCUUUGACUCUGUUGAUCCUUUCUACGAUUCACUGCCAUGGUUUAGACUGAUUGGGAGGUAUUUUAGCUCUAGCUUUUGAUUUAAGUUAUUCCUGCAGCUAAGAGUUUUUAAAAAAUUGUUAAAUAAUUUUUUUCGCCAUAGAAAAAAAUGAAAGAGAAAAUAAAAUCAUUAAAAUCAACUAUUUUAGGGAAAAACUUCCACCUUAGAGAACAAAACAUGGGUGCGCGUGGAUAUGGGAUUCUAGUUCUCUUCUAAUGUUCAACCCGGUAGCUCACGAGUGAGUGCAACGAAUGAGUAAGACUUCGAGUUGAACACGAGAAGAGACAUUCUAUAUCCACAAGCAACCAUAUAUUAUUUUGUGUAUUAUAUAAACACCGUAGGGCCUUGGAUUGAGAAUGAUGAACGCUUUGCCAUUCAUUCAUCAACCUGACAGAGUGGCGCGAAAGGCGAGUGUUUGCAUAUCAAACAAACGCAUAAAAUAUUAGCAUAACUUUACACGUGUGCAGUUACCGCUUUUUCUUAAGGCUGUAAACCUUGUAAGACACUGCAGUGUAUACAAUAGUAGACAUCAAUUUAAGAGUCGAGUACCUUCAGAAAGCUUUUUGUCUGCAUCAUUUUUGGCAACAGAUCGUUUGUAUACCUGAGUAACUUAGUGUUUGGUGUUCCACUGGAGCAAACGGUGCCGAUUGUGAGUGAACUGGGGGACAUACAAGGAAAUCUAUCCAUCAACAUUCAGCAGUGCACUGGUACGGAAUCAUACUUAUAAAAAGCAGUUGUUUUAGGUUGACCUUCUUUAGUCCUCCUAGAUUUAAACCUUAAGUUUCAAGGGAUAACGGUCAUCAUGUCUUGUUCUUGGACAUCGCACUUUACUCACACAAUGCCCAGGCUCUCUCAAAAAGGCUUCCACGCCAGCAGCGAAGCCAUUAGAUAUGAGCUGGCGAGCGAAGCAGGUCGGCACGAAAUGAGAGCCCUUCCCCCUCCCCUGUAACCCCCAUUCUUUCCCCCCCCACUUAGAUUUGGCUCGAUUUUUCCAGCCUACUUGUCUCUCGAGGCUCCGUCGGUCGUGCUGCAGCGCUUAUGAAAAUCUGCUCGCACGGAAGGGAGAGCAGGAGCUUCAUGUUACGGAAACCCGGGGAGGCUUUACGGAUCAAUAUCAGUAUCUGGGCAACUGCCCACUUACCCCUCCCCUAACCCAACAUCAACCCUAACUUGUUAUCAAUUGACUGUUGUUGAGUUAGGGGAGGGGUAGGUGGUCAGUUACCCAGAUACUGAUAUUGAUCCGGCUUUACCAAUGGUUAGAUAUAAGGAGACUGAGCCUUUUGACCUCAGAACGGUUCUUAAUGCCUACCUUGUUUCUUUCGCAGAUCGUGACACUUGGCAGGUAGACGAAACGAGUCGCUCUUGGGUACUGUGGUUAGAAUUUCCUUCUGAUGAUCACGAACAGAAGAGUGAGAACGAGGUGAAAUAUGGUCUGCAAUAAAUAUUUUUAAUUAGACUCCUAACUUUUUGUUUCUAGUAAGUGUAACUGAAUAACGAGACUUUACGUGUUUGCAGUUGUACUCCACGAAGUGAACUCUGUGUAUCAUGUCACUCUCUGAGUCAGUAAAGUACAGAGUCUUGUCGAACCGACUCGGAUGUUACGCUUGCCUUCUUUCAUUUAUCAUCAUUGAGAAAGUACGAGGAUGGCUCGGCCAACCUUUACUCCUAUGUCACGCUUUGUUCAAAAUCAUACGUUUGAGUGAAUACUUCUAAAUUUUCUGAGCCAUCUUUAGAGCCGCUGUUGCUUCUUAGCGAAUGGCCUUUGAAUAGAUUAAAAUCUUGAAAUGAAAGUUUCCUGCGAACGGGGUAAACUAACAACAAAGAACUAUUUACAGGGGCUCCCCUAGGUCCUUAACCAAUCAGAGAGCAGCAUGAGGUAAUAUCGUUAUCACUUACGCCAUUUUGGAUUAAUACAGAAAUCUGUUUUGUCCAUUACACAUUUCCGUUGUUCCAUCUGCUCGGUUAACCCUUUUAACUCCCAGAUCAAAUUUGUAGUUCUUCUUACUGUCAAUCGUACAAUUCUUAUAAUGUUGGUUCAGAGAAUUUAGUAUUGGAUCCACUAAUUAUCCUUAAAUUGAUAUUUUUCUUUAUUCUCAUCACUUAUCUGGUUGAUAUUGUAUUGAUAUUGUAAGGAGAAAUUCUGUCUUGGUCACUCAUGGGAGUUAAAGGGUUAAGAGCCCAUCGGAGCCUCUACUACUUCUCAAAGAGGUCAGAAAAGAAGCACAAAAGAAUGAACAUGGUUUGGGGUGGAGAAGACUGAUAAACACGAUUUGCAAACCAUGAUGUAUCUGAAUUCUUCAGCGGGAAGUAGAAGAAGCGGUUGAAGCAGACGAGGUGCAGGAACCUCCAUUUUCCAAGGGGACACUUCAUGUCGGCCAGCCUUAUGUGAUUAGCAUCACUGUAAAGCAGGCUCAAGGGAUUCCAACUCAAUACACGGAUGUAUUCUGUCAAAUAAGGUGAACUGUAAGAUUUGUGUCUCGAGUAAAAAAUAUUUGCAAACAUGCGUUUAGGUAUUUCCAAAAAUUAAAAAAAUAGCCUGCUGGCUUUGGUGACGAGGUUUGGUUAUUUGUAGGUUUUUGUGCAGUGAAGAAGAUGAAGGAUUUUCCACGGAGCCCGUUACCAACAAACAAAAUGGCGGUCCUCUGGGUUUCUACUAUAAUCAAAAGGUAUUAGAAUUGCAUGAUAGUUUGACGACUAUGUGUUUACUUCGUCGAUGUUGGCUUGACUCUUCUGUAAAUGUCUAGACUGUGCACAGUCCCUCCUUAUCGGCGAAGUCCAUCGCGCGAGGCCAAAAAAGUCAACGAAAAAAAGUGGUGGCUUGUGCGUCCCGGGAAACUCUGGUAGAAAAGCGCCUCGCUCUCCGGCAGAGUUCCACGCGGGGCCCUUUUUUUCGCUGAUUUUUUUGGACUCGCGCGGUGAACUUCGCCGAAAGGGAGGGACUGCUCGUAGUCCGAUAAAUGUUUCUUUCAAUGAAAACUUAACGACAUAGUUGGACAUCCGUGUAUAACUGGGGAAAAGCUUAUGUCUAGUAUUACUAUUUUUUAGAAUGGAAGUAUUUUUUUUGUCGUGUACAGUUCGACCAUAUUGCCUGAAGAAGAUGAGCCGUAUGCAAUCGAAACUUCGCGAUGCACAUCGGAAUUGAUCACAUCGUAAGACAAACAGCAGCCCUAUACAUUACAAAUUCAUCUUUCGUUAGCUCCUGUUGCUUUCAAAAACCUGGCAACCUUGAUAGUAUAGCUGUUCCUGACGGAAAAUUUCAGGAAAAUAGAGCAGGUUUCACAGACGUUUUCUCCUUUUUAUAACAUCAGUUUCAACUCCUGUUCUUUGAUUCCUUAUAAGAUUGGCGUUGUUGUAACAAGAGAGUUCAUAGACUACAUCAGCACCAGGCCCCUGCAGGUUGAAGUGUUCGGCCACUAUCAGCAUCACCCACAGCAUCAGUCAACUGCGCAACUUCCAAGGUUUGGUCAAGGGCAAAUUACCCUUAGUACUUCAGUUCAAGUAAUGAGAAUACAGAGUCUUAUAUUUUAACCUUUUCUGUUGUUUAUGGGUUAAAUACUAUGUUUUCUGGGCUAGAAAUGCUUCCCAGAUGGUAUGUCCAUUUGAGGGCACGUGUGGCAGUAGAGCGUCGGCAAUCCGUGAGAAGAAAAGAGUAAAUUUAGUAAAAAAAGCUGCUGUACUUUUUGUCACGAGCGUGGGAAAAAAAGAAAUCCUAGUCGCCCACGAGCACUCGACCCACAGAUAAUGAAAUUUCAUACUCUGAUGCUCUACCAUUGAGCUUUUGGGAACUCUGUGACGAGUUGGAUCAUUGCUGAAUUGAUAUGUGACAAGCGCCCCGCAAACAGCCAAAACCCACCAAAUGUGGAAAGUGCCCUAUCUUUUAAAACAACAAAGACUUUUAUAACUGAAACUCUCUUGAACUAAUUUAACUGCUUAGUAUAUUGUAGAUAGAUAAGGGAAUGGGCGCGAGUAGCUUCUUCUUUAGUGAAGUGGAGAUUCAUAACUAAGAAGGUGUUCUUUCAUUGUUGUAUGUUAUUUUUGUUCUGUCAGGGCCAUAGUGAAGGAAGGAGAAUUUAGUUCUAAAUAUCUGAAAGGUAACAAAUGACUCCGUGCCUUUUCCUUUUCUUCCGUUUUUUUUUCAUGAGUAUAAUAUUUGUUCUUUGAUUAAAACUGUGGUACAUUGCUCAACAAGCUUCUGCCAGUGGAAUAUCGAUUACUUAUGUAAGAUCGUUGUGUUUUUUUUCCUAUUUUAGAAUCUUCUCCUGCCUUACCUUUGCCAUAUCAACUCUGGUAAGGAAAUGUGAAUACCUUAGUAUUAGUUGACGCACACCGUUCUAAAACUGUCGCUUGUCUUUGCGUUGUAGAAACAGUUCAUUACAAUUUUUCUGGACUCAAUUGUUUAGCGAAGUGCAUUGUACUAAUUGUUUCCUUUUUAUGGUUCUUCAAAUGGCGUUGAACCUGUUUUCUGAAUACACCAAAUGAAGUGUGGUGUAUGACCUUUUUUUCUUUCUUUUAUAGUGACGAAGAAGGAACUCUUAAGUUUGAUUUGUUGGUCUGGGUUGAGGUCUUCGAAAUGUCACCGUCUGGAGAGUAAGUUUUGAAAUCCAAUCUAGGUCUAACUAAAUAGAUAUUUCUGUUUUCAAGAGUUCUUUUUUUCCUAAGGUACAUUCAUAACCCACCAUAAUUUUCUUGUUUUCAGCUAUUUUCCUUGUGUUGUGAGGCGUAAAAAUGACACUCCUUGUGGUGGAGUGUUCCUUCUUCAUCAGGUAUCGUUUUUUAAUACUUAAGCGUAACAAAUUUUCUCGUGAUUUAUGCCUCUCACUUAACAACUUCGACAUCGUUUGCAGACCCGAGGAAGGUAUGGGAAUUCAAGAUAAUAACCAUUGUUAGUAAAUUUGUUAGUAGCCUUGUUUAUAAUGAGAUUAUUCAGUGCAAAUUUUCUCACAGAGCGAUGGUGUUGAUGAACAGGCUUUGACUGAGGAUUUUUUUGUCUUCAUUUCCAGGGAAUUCAAAGGCGUCUUGUUGUUACAAUAAUUCACGAGAACUCUAUGGACAUCAGAAUCAGAAAAGUCACAGAACUUGCUGUGGGUAAGCGAGCUGUUUAUUCAUGCGAUAUGACGCCCUUUCGAUUUAGUGCUUUUAAGCAAAAACCUAAACAAAGACCGCGGCCAAAGAGAGCAAAUGGAAAUAUCUCAACGAACAACUAAUAACUCAACGUAAAUACUUGGAACUGGCCGGAAAACUCAAGUGACCAAGUCGUAUAGCUUUUGGUCGUAAUAGUGGUGAGAGUUUCCUAAACCAAUAACAUAACGAAGUUUAGGAAAACUAAAGCAAUCACUGAUGACUUUCGACAUUCAAUCGAAAAGCUGCCCGGUACUUUCUCGGUAUGCGAUUUCUGGACAACAGGCCUUAGUAAGUGGCUUAGGCUGAGCAAGGAAUGUAAGGUGGAUAAAGAACUUCUUACUCAUAAGUCAUAUUUUUCCCAACAAAUUGCGUAAAACUCGGUAUUUGAAAAACUAUAAACAGUUUACCAAAUAGUACAAGAGAUUAAGUACUAGCUUGAGUUUUCCUUUUGUGAUCAUCCUCACUGCUGCCUCAACGGACUUCCUACUUUGUUCAACGAUGAUUGAUAUAAGAUUAAAGAUCGCGUGAGAAACUUACCCUGAGUUUAUUGGUUGCCUUACAGGUCGUGUACGUACAGCUCUCACCCCUCCCCCUGCUGGGGAAAGUUCAACUCACACCGUUUCACUGAACGUGCUGUCACCCCAAGUCCAGUCCCACCCGGAUGAAAACAGAUGCGUAUUUAGAUUUGAAGCAGCCUGGGACUCGUCACUUCAUAACUCCAUUUUACUGAACAGGUAAACCGCUGGAAUUGUGUGUAAGUUGGUCUUGAGACUCAUUAACCUUACCUAAUUCAUGUAUGCCACCUUGCAGGGUGACUCCGCCUGGAGAGCUUGUGUUCGUUACCAUAUCUGCGUACCUUGAGGUUGGUUUUGUUUUUCUUCUUAAAAAUUGGAAUUUGUGUAGUUAACUUGGAGUACAGUGACUAACUUUAGUUUUACUUCUUUGGCAAAUAAACGGAAAUCGUUACUUGGUGCUCGUUGAGAUGUCAUCCCACGAGUUGCGAAGAUUCUUGCAAUUUUUUACUCAUGAAUUCCUUUCACCGGCAGCUCGAAAACUGUUGCCAGACUUCAUGUCUCACAAAGGAUAUUCCUGUUUGCGUGUUUGGAAGGGAUUCAAAAACCUCCUCAAGGUAAGUAAACUACAUAAUUGUAAUUUUGUCUGUUUCUUCAGCAUUCAGGACUUCAUUUUAAGUCUUAUCGAGAGUUUUAUUUUGUUGAAUUGCAGGUCUGUUUGGAGUUUGUUCGGUUCUUCGCGACGUCCUGAAAAGUAAGUCUCUGUAUCAGCGUUUGCAGUGUAGGAAACUGCUUUAAUUUUUUUAAAUUUCUGUAAUCUUAGUAAUACUUUUAUGUUUAGUGUUAACUUAUGUAAUCGAUUGUUCUUGUCCUUUUUUGCAGUGAUAAACUCAGCGAUAUUUUUGAGCUGGUUUUCCAUCCCGCUGAUGAGCACGGCCAAUGUAAGUAACUUUGUUAGGGAAUUUUCAAUUAAGGUUCGAAACCAUUCAACAAUUGCAUUGCUUUAAAUUUUUCCUUACCGAGCUAGAAGUUUUCAGAAAUUUUGCACUUCCUCUCAAUCAUCAGAUGCGAGACUGGAAGCAAUUUUGACUUGUUCUGUCAUGUUUUACAGCAUUUCAGGCAGUUUACAUGUAUUUUCUCUGAGUUCUUUUUGAUUCCCUCCAAACUUGCUUUUUGUCUCCGUUGGCUGUAGUGAUUAUUUUGCUUUUGAAUUACUGACAGAAAGUAAAGCAAUGCUCUAUCCACCGAUUCGCUUUUUCAAUUCUGAUAUAUCAGAGUGAGUCUCGUUCCCCAACACCAACAAACCAUGUUGUCUCUUCCCGUAUCCUUGCUUGGAGGCUGUUAAUGUGAUCGAAGUAUGUUCCUGUUUGCGUAGUAAUGAAGACGAAGAAGAGAGCUGUGAUCGACACUUCGAGUAUUUACGUGAGAGGAGAAGAAAACCUUGGAGAAUGGAAACCGAGAGGGAUAUCACUCCUUGAUGAACAUCAGUCACAUUUAGACAAACUGGAGAGAAUUCAGGAGGUAAGAGCUGUUAGCCACAGCCUCCUACUCAGGUUUCGUGCAUGCGCUUCGCUCAGCGACGUUUAAAAGGCAGCGCGGGGUCCAGCAGAGACUAAGUCGGACUAAGGUCUGACAGAAGGAAUCGUUGCUUAAGACCUGAGGCAGAAUGAAAUUACAUUUGUAAGGCGGCUUGUAGGAAAUGACUGGGAGCUAACGCAAAUCGAAAACAAGUUUUCAAAAUUCCUAGAGCGAAGGUAGCUUUAUAUCAAACUCUUUUGAAGUGAUAGCCGUGACGUUACCUCUCUUAUCGCAAUCUGUACUUUGGAACUCUUUCCCGUUUGAUUUCAGUCUCUUCGUUCGGAUGGUUCCAUUUGUUUCUGACACGAGCACCCUGGAUAGCCAUUCAUUUCGGCUUCAGUGGGCUUUGUCCAACCUUUCAACGACCAGUUUGUGAACUGAUCUUGUGGUAAAUACUUUCGUGCUCUUCCCAGGUUGGUAAAGCUCGUCACAUCCUGUGCCUUGGUGAGACACUCAUGGCCUCAGACCGUCCCGACAACGUGUUGGUUGAUCCGGGAAUUUUCUCAGCCGGUAGUACAUAUUCAAGCCGGAGUAGCCUGGGUUCUAUUUCGUUAUCUUCCUCGUUUCUAUCAGUUGCGUCACUUCCGGCUGGGAAGCCACUGCGUUUUACAAGAGAUGUCAACCCAGAGCAAGUCAAAGAAACCUUGAUAAAAAAGGUAACGGAUGGCUAUUUUUCUUUUUUGUUAAUGAAAAAAAUGAAAAAGAAUUAAAAGGAGAGAUAAAUUGCGCAAAUAGUUAAUGAACCUACGAUUCUAUCUGAGGUUACCAAGACGUCUUCCUGGAAAUUCUUUGUAGCGAAGGCUGUUAGUGAAAAGAUAAACUAAAGUGUUACGAUAGAAGUCAUCUUUUUAACAUGAUUUGACUUUUCUUCCGUGUUGGUUUGCAGUGUCUUCGUCUCCUAAUGUGGAGAAAGGACUUGUGUGAAGCUAAAGCUUUGGUGAGUGAGUUAUGCAUAAUCACCUUUGGCGCGCUGUAUUUUCUUUACUAAGAGAUAAAUUAAGGUGGUGCUAAUGUAAUUGUGACAGUACUUAGGGUUACAGUUGCAGCGUGUCGCUUAAUAGUUAGACUAAACUCCCAGAGGUGAUUAACACUUAACUUUUCCCUUUAAUAUCCAUACGUUAUAUAUCAAACAGGAGAAGAGAUUACUCAAAGGUUUCAGGUAGAAGUUGUAAUCUUGGUCUAACACCAUAUUCUCGUAACUUAUUUACAAGGAAUUAAAGGGUUUCCCCUAUAUCAAGACUCCUACAGAAAGCCAUUUCUCUUUCUCGUAUUUUGUAAUACAUGUCUUGAGUUUCUCCUGUCCGUAGAGUCGAGCUCCUUCGUCAGAGGGCAGUGCAAGUGCGUUAGGAACACAAGAAAAAGAACAAGAAGAUGAAUCUAAAGUGGAGUAUUACGUACCAGAGGUGUCGCUUGUCAGGAAAAAGUAAGUAAUUUUUCACCAUGAUUUUUUUUUUAUUAUUAUUAUUAUUAUUAUUAUUAUUACUAUUAUUGCUGCUGCUGCUGCUGCUGCUGCUACUGGCCCCGAUGUUUUUCGUUUAGCGAUAGCAGGAGUGUUGCUCUGAGAGCGUUAAAAGUGUCCUUCAGGAAGAAAAAUGUAUCUGUGCAAUUGCGCACCUACUCCUCCCCCAACCCAACAUUAUCUAACAUGUAAUUAAUUGUCUGUUGUUGGGUGAGGGGAGGGGUAGGUGCGUAGUUGUUCAGAUACUUACAUUGAUCCAUUUUAUCAUUUGGCCAAAUAUUGUACUUCCAUUUCGACGAGAAGUCUCUUUUAUUGUUGUUCUGUGGUUCUAUUUUGUUUUUUUCUUUUACCUCGAUUUCUGCAUUUGAGCGGUUCCCCAUUAACGGAUUGUGUUCUAGACGGUUUUUAUUAAGAUGGCUGUAUCAAGAGAGAAAGUGACGUCAAAGAUUUGCUGGUUAAAAAAUAUUAUAAAGUAAUUAAGUACAAUAAUUGGCCAAAUUAUAAAAUGGAUCAAUGUAAGUAUCUGAACAACUACGCACCUACCACUCCCCUCACCCAACAACAGACAAUUAAUGACAUGUUAGAUAUUGUUGGGUUGAAGGAGGAGUAGAUAAUUAAUUAAGGGGGAUCACGAAAAGAAAAUGUAUGAAUACAUUCGAGAACACACCAAUUGAUUAUCGUCUCUGUUACAUUCCUCGAUUGUAACUUUUUACGGGCCUUCCAUUACAAGUCUUUUUUCAGUAGCUAUUCAAUUUAGAUAGUUCCCCUCGAAAACCUCGUAAGCAUUGUUACCACGUUGAACGGCGAACUACAAGAAAAUCGCGUUACUUAAGUCUGUCUCAUGAUGAAAGAACGAUAUUGAUGAAUUAAAAACAAAAACUCGUGAUUUGACCUUGAAUCUGUUAUCUACAGCCCAGUGACAAGCAAGCGUGGGUACCUACACAUCAUGGACGACUGCAGCAGUAGAUGGAGCAAAUGUUAUGUAGUGAGUAGAAAAUCUCAUUUCAACCCUUGCACUGUGUUACAUCUUGUAUGGUUUUGCUUCCAGUAAGAAAUAGGUAUGUCUUCGACUGAGAGAGAAUCUUUGAAGGAGUCUGCUUGAUAUUCUAUCGAGCAUCCGUUUACCCUUUAACUCCCAGAUCAAAUUUGUAAUCCUCCUCACUGUCAACCAUACAAUUCUCAUAAUGCCAGUUGAGAGAAUUUAGUAUUGGAUCAACUUAUUAUCCCCUAAAUUGAUAUUUUUCUUUAUUCUCGUCACUUAUCUGGUUGAUGUUGUAUUGAUAUUGUAAGGAGAAAUUCUCUUCUGAUCACUCAUAGGAGUUAAAGGGCUAACUAAAACACCAUCUAUACCCUGUUCACGUGUAGCAAAAGCCCUCAAAAAAGUACCACGUCUUGAAUGUCUUCUUUUCUAAACAGUUUGUGCACAUGUCAGAUUGUGGUUUUGCCUCCACUAGUUCGAGGUUAUUUGCUUCUUAAGAAACUGUUGUGCCUUGUCGGUGGACAAGGGGAGCGACUAUUUUAUUUAUCAACCCUCGGUUGGUAAUGGUAGAUAAAUCGCCGUGGCGGUGUAGCCGCGUGGACAGAAUUGACAGCGAAGCAUUAUACUCAUUUGGGUGGAAGUGAACUUAUUGUGGGUGAAGUUAAAGGGACGAAACCUACGCAAACCAUUUUGGAUCGUGGCGUAUUUCUGCGUUCGCGUGCAGAGGCUCCAUAUUUUAUUGGUACCGUCUCCACUGAACCAGUGUCUCCUAGAACGGUGUAAUGUUUUAUUUAUUUAUUUUAUUUCAUUUCAGGUUGUUCGGAAACCUUACGUGCUUCUAUAUCGCCAGGAAGGUGACCCGGUGAGUGAACUCUUCCAGAAAUAUAAUUUAAGUGACUUGAAAUUGAAAACCUUAGUUCCCCUCAGUUAUCCUUGAUUUUGAUUGAUUACAGGUUGAACAGUUUCUGAUCAAUUUGAAACAUUCUAAAGUGGAGUGCCCAGAAUACUUUGUGGUGAGAAUUAGUGUUUUUUUGUCUUUUGUUUUUUGUUUUUUUUUUGGGGGGGGAGGGGGUAUACUGUAGCAACGUGAGACUCUAGGUUUUAAAGUAGUAAACUUCCCAACCAAUUGCGAAUUGAGUGUCAAAGUAAUCCGGGAUUUCUUUGGUUCUCUUUCUUUGGUUUGUGAUUGGUCUAAAAACUCGCGCCAUGCUCUAAACCAUUCAGACGCCAAACGAAAACUAAACGUAACUUUUUUGCCCGUGUUUUCCCGCGCAUUUGGUGGUUUACCUGUUUUUUACUUUGACUCCUCAUUAGCUUAUGAUGGUGCAAAUUUAUGUUAUGGUAGGUAUUUGUAAUUACGUUUUAUUUUUAUGACAGUGAAUUGAAACCGGCUCAAAGGCAACAAUUGUACUGAACUAAUAACAAGAAGUUUUGAUGUUAAAGCCCGUGUUUGUGGCAUGAUCGCAGUCCUCUGUUUUCUCAUAGGAAUAAAACGAAGCCAAUCUUGUAAAUCUUGUAACUGGAACUUUAUUUUCAAUCUUUUUCAGUCAUUAAGUGUAUUCUCAAUCCGUACAAGACACUGCAGAUUUCUUGUACGUAAUACAACGGAGAAAGAGGAAGAUGCUUAUGACUGGCUGUAUGCGCUCGAUCCUCUGUUAGUUGGCAGUUUGAGGUAUCUCACCGUGUAUUUCUGAAUCGCAUUUACCAUAAAUUUCAAGAACUCACAAAGGGGUCUGUUCGUUUGCGCACAGUUCUACUUAAGGAGCUUUGGAGAAAAGAGCUGCCUGUUCACAUACUUCUGUGUGGGGUGGGCCUAGACGGUCUUGUGCUUCCCCCACCCCUUGUGGAUACAGAGAAGGGUUUAUUUAUGCCGCCCCCCCCCCUUCCAUUAAUCAACUUAAGACCCAAAAUAUGGGUCUUGUCUCUAUAUCAAGUCCGUAGUAAUCUGCUCAUUGAAUCGCCCUAAAGUAGGGUUUCCACUGGUACUAAGAGGAACUCGGGUCCGUAGAAAAAAUCGGGGCAAUUUUGAAAUCCUUUCGUACAUCGAGGAAACCUCAGGGAGCAGUAGUUUUGUGGGUGUGCGUCCUUCGUAACUGAUAUAACGUAAAUCCGGACACACGCGCGUGGUCCAUACCGGUUUUCGUGUAAAUGAGGUAUGUCUAGUGUUAAGUGACUGACUCUCCUAACUUCACAGGUCGAGAAAAGGAAGUUCAAAACAUGGACACAAAUGAUGGUGCGCGUGUAAAAGAUUGUGAUGUCUUAAGAAAUUUUCGUUAUUCAUCAAAACUUGGAGAUUUAAUGAUAAACUUCUCAAAAGUCAGGAUGCCGUGUGUAAAGAUAUGCAUGGCAUCUUCGCCACGAGAGGGGCAUGUCAUUUCGUCAAGUGUAGCGUAAAUAACGGAAGUGUUGGUGUUGAAUAUGACGGUUGAGUAACAGCAAAGGGGUCUAGAGUUCAGAAGUUUUUAAUACGUGGUAAAUUUAAUAUAUUAAAUUAGAAUCCUGUGACUAUAUUUAAUACUAGUAAUGGUGUGAAAAAAAUGUCAAUUUGGUAAUGUCCCUAUCCGGGUACCUCUUUCAACCGAAAAGUUUUCAUUUUGAAAAAUACGUUUAUUUGUAACUGGUGCUGAAGACAAAAUUGCAUCUUUUCAUAAUUGUAUCCAUAGAAUGUUCCGUGAAUGGAAUCAAUAGCCUUCGUGGGCUUACAUAUUUAUAUUUUCAAGUUAUAAUUGGCUGGCGGAGAGCCGCCGAUAAAUUGAGGGGAUACUUGUGGUUGAAAUUUCUAGAUAAAAUAAUAGGGG
This is a messenger RNA of Pocillopora meandrina, 32134 nucleotides long. Lineage: Eukaryota; Metazoa; Cnidaria; Anthozoa; Scleractinia; Pocilloporidae. The record is from the annotation of a GenBank genome assembly.